This is a messenger RNA of Fusarium venenatum, 783 nucleotides long. RefSeq lists its product as uncharacterized. The record is from RefSeq and is a predicted model, not a curated record. Lineage: Eukaryota; Fungi; Ascomycota; Sordariomycetes; Hypocreales; Nectriaceae.
AUGUCGCUUUGCAAGGUUUGCCAGGAGGCGUUGGUGUUGGAAAUAGACGAUGAUGAAAUCGAGGCUUCCGGUACCGCUGGUCCCAAUACUGCCUCGAAUUCACUGGUCCCUGACGAUCUCGAAUUGUCCUGCGGUUGCCACUUCCAUUGGCAAUGCUUGUUGGAUCAAUCUACUGACAUAGCCCUGUCUCUUAAGUGUCCCAGCUGCAGCGCCCUCCUUCCUAUCAAUAACGCGGGACCUUCUGUGACCAACCCAUUUCUCUCUGCACCACCGGGCGCGGCGAUUAUCACAACAUAUACAAACGAGGGUGGUGUCCAAGAAGGACUAGACAUUCUGCCGUCAAUUACAGAGGAAGCAUAUCUUGAGAGUCACCCUGAAGCACGCCCGGCUCGUGCGCUACAUGUGAUGUGUGCAGAGGGUGACAUUGGAGGUAUUGUUGAACUGCUUCGGGAUGCCAGCGAUGACAUCAAGGAUAUGGCAUCCUUUGUGACAUAUCAAGAUCCCCUUGCAGAUAUGAAGAGUGGGCUUCACCUGGCCAUUGAGUGCAAACAAGAGGAGACCCUCUGGCUUCUGCUUUGGCUAUGUUCAACGAUCCCGGCCUCCUCUUUUCCCGUAAACGCCCGCUCUGUGGCCGAAGCUCUAGAUGUUGGCCGGUUAUCGGUAAGCAGCGAAAAGGACAUUCGUGGUUUACGAGACAGCCAUGGCAGGACAGCAGCAGAUAUUGCUCAGCAGCAGCAGGGCCAGUGGGGGUCGAUUCUACAGACAGGUCUGCUGUCGUUGUAA